This is a messenger RNA of Cicer arietinum (chickpea), 742 nucleotides long. Lineage: Eukaryota; Viridiplantae; Streptophyta; Magnoliopsida; Fabales; Fabaceae. The record is from RefSeq and is a predicted model, not a curated record.
AUUUUCUCAUAAUUGAUGACAUGUUUGUACUGUUUCAAGUACAUGAGAAAGUUUCUCAAUUUCAAAAGAAAGGAUGUGACCAUUAUAAGUUAUUGGAAAUCCUAUUCGACAAAAAUAAUGCUACUGGAGUACUUCAUCAUUCAUCUACACAAGACCCAGCAAAUACUGAUGAAGAAAAUGAGCUCGAUAAUCAAAAGUGCACACGAUUCAAAAGUUUUUUUGGAUGCAAUUUCAAAUCCAAAUGUAGGAUUUCCUUGGCCACCUAGAGGUUCAUUUUAUCUCGUUGAUUCUGGGUAUCCAUAUAUUAGAGGUUUGCUUCCUCCUUAUAGGGGUGAAAGAUAUUAUGCCCAAAAAUAUAAAGGCCAAGGUAGACAACCUAGGAGUCCCGAAGAGUUAUUUAACUACAGACACUCAUCUCUACGGAUGACAAUUGAACGUUGUUUUGGAGUGUUGAAAAAUAGAUUUCCCAUUUUGAAGUUGAUGUCUCCUUAUAAACCUUCCAGACAAAGACUUAUAGUAAUAGCUUGUUGUACUAUUCAUAACUACAUACGUAAGUGGAAUUUACCAGAUGAAUUAUUCAACUUAACUAGAUUAUCUGAUGAAGGUGCGGUUGAAAUGACAAUGAGUAGGAAUCGUAUUAGAGAUAGGAUGUGGGUACACCAUCACAAUUAGUUGGACAAAUUACUAUCUUUUAGAUUUUAUUAUAUACAAUGUUGGUGGAUAUUUCUUUAAUACUUGUGUU